AUGACUACUCUAUAAAUUAAAAACCUUACUUUUAUAAAUAAUAUUAUGCAUGAAUAUAUUUAAGACAAUUUGAAGGUAUCAGCUUUAGUAUUUAACAUUGACUGCCAGCAAGCCUCUGUAAUUUUAAUAAAAUCUCAACUAUCUGGUAAUAUGGUAUUUAAUAGCACAAAUAGUUUAAUAAUGAUAAAAGGCAAGUCACUUAUAAUGAGUGAUUGUUAAUUUUUUAACAAUUCAAUUUUUGAUUAUUCAAUAAUCCAACCGCAUAUACUUUUAGGUUUUUCAGAUUAAGAUUAGAUUUAUUUAGAAGAUAUACAAAAAAUGUUUCAAAUUAAAUCAUCUUUUGAAAACGCUUAAUUCAUCAUGGAAGAAUUAAAAAUUAAAAAUUGCAAAUUUUAAAAUUCUUAAGGAUCUUAUGGAGGAGCAUUCCAAGUAAUUGCUUAAAACUAUUGCAACAUUUAAUUAAUUAACUUGAGUUUUAAAAAUGUAAUGACAGCAUUUUAAGAAGAAAACGAAUAAGGUGGGAGUCUUUUUAUUGAUUCAUCAGCAUCAUAAUCUUUAAAUCUAACUAUUAGAGAUUAUCAAUGCUGA
Paramecium pentaurelia is the source of this 588-nucleotide messenger RNA. Lineage: Eukaryota; Ciliophora; Oligohymenophorea; Peniculida; Parameciidae. The record is from the annotation of a GenBank genome assembly.